This is a messenger RNA of Capsicum annuum, 1888 nucleotides long. RefSeq names its product DUF21 domain-containing protein At1g47330. The record is from RefSeq and is a predicted model, not a curated record. The coding region runs from base 288 to 1613 and encodes 441 amino acids. NCBI's taxonomy places the organism in Eukaryota, Viridiplantae, Streptophyta, Magnoliopsida, Solanales, Solanaceae. Gene Ontology annotation, biological process: magnesium ion homeostasis. Gene Ontology annotation, cellular component: intracellular membrane-bounded organelle. The transcript has 12 exons.
ACUUUUUAAAUUUUUUUUUUAAAUUUAAGUUAUUUAUUUUGAAAAGUGCUAUAAAAUAUUUUUUUCCCUAAGCGAGAGAUUUAAGCAUGUACGUUACAAUAGAUUUUAAAGGGACCAGAGGGUGUGAGGGAGGAGGAAAAAGACAAAAAGUUCUUGAAUGGAAAAAAAACAGCUUACACAAUAAAGAAAAAAGAUCAGUAUAAAUAACUUUGAAAGUUAGGUAGUUUGAAUGAUUUUGAGUUGUUGAUUAAAAGAAAAAUCAAAUCUUUUUGGGAAAAAGGAAAAAUAUGUCUGCUGAUGUGUCUUGUUGUGAAACAGAAUUUUUUGUGUUUAUUUUGGUAAUCAUAGGAUUGGUGAUGUUUGCUGGUUUGAUGGCUGGUCUUACACUUGGUCUUAUGUCUCUUGGACUUGUAGACCUUGAAGUUCUCAGCAAAUCUGGACGACCACAAGAUCGUAUUCAUGCCUCUAAAAUACUUCCAGUGGUAAAAAACCAACACCUUUUGCUUUGCACACUCUUGAUCGGCAACUCUUUAGCAAUGGAGUCUCUUCCUAUAUUCUUGGACAAGCUUGUUCCUUCAUGGGCAGCUAUACUGGUAUCUGUGACACUGAUUCUAAUGUUCGGAGAGAUAAUUCCUCAAGCAAUAUGUACUCGCUAUGGAUUGACAGUUGGAGCAACUGUAGCACCCCUUGUUCAGCUUCUUCUCUGGUUAUUCUUCCCCAUUGCUUAUCCAAUUAGUAAGGUCUUGGAUUGGAUGUUAGGUAAGGGGCACGCUGCCCUUCUGCGAAGAGCUGAGCUAAAAACGUUUAUGGAUUUCCAUGGCAAUGAGGCUGGAAAAGGAGGGGAUUUGACACAUGAUGAAACAACAAUAAUUGCUGGAGCACUUGAGCUGACGGAAAAAACUGCAAAAGAUGCAAUGACUCCAAUAUCAAAGGCUUUUUCUCUUGAUCUGGACGGAACACUUAACUUGGAAACACUAAAUGCCAUAAUGACAAAGGGGCAUAGUAGAGUUCCUGUUUACUACAGAAAUCCGACGAAUAUUAUAGGACUAAUUUUGGUUAAAAAUCUUUUGGCAGUUCACUCAGAAGAAGAUUCAGUUCCCCUGAGGAAAAUGUUGAUUAGAAAAAUUCCGAGGGUUUCUGAAAACAUGCCACUGUAUGACAUUUUGAACGAGUUUCAGAAGGGACAUAGCCACAUUGCUGUUGUAUAUAAAGAUCUGGACGAGAUGAAAGAUAUGCCGGUGAAGGAUAAAGAUGCUGAGAGUGCAACACUAAAAUCCAACUUACAUGACACCAAGACUGCAUUACAUAAGGUCGAUGACGACCAAGUCUCAAAGAAAACUCCUCCUCCUACUGCUUUUAAGAAGAGACACAAAGGUUGCUCAUUUUGCAUAUUGGAUUUGGAGAACAAUCCAAUUCCGGAGAUCCCUUUCAACCAAGAAGUUGUUGGUGUUAUUACUAUGGAAGAUGUCAUUGAGGAGCUUCUUCAGGAGGAGAUAUUGGAUGAAACCGAUGAAUAUGUCAACAUUCAUAACAGGAUAAAGGUGAACAUGAAUUCUUCCCAAGAUUUUUCAGCUGAGGAGAAUUCCGCAACUCAGCUGCUCCAGGCCCUCUAACUGUGAUCAAUCACCAUCUUCUAAUACUUUUCUUCAAUAGCUACCUACAUCAAGUAUAGCAACAUGUUAAAUGUAUAGUUUCUCUAUUAUAGCACAUCCUUAGAUUAGACUGAGCGCAUAGAGCGCGCAUUCGGGUGGAUAGUAUAAUGAUACUAUUGUCCUAUAUACAGAGGGAUAGGCUGCAAAUUCAACAAGAAAUAAACUUGGUUUGGGUUGUAAAUUGUAAUGCAGUGUAUUGCGAGAGUUUUGAGUAAUGAAAAGUUCAAUGACUGCAA